Molecule: messenger RNA, 1503 nt
Organism: Glossina fuscipes
Lineage: Eukaryota; Metazoa; Arthropoda; Insecta; Diptera; Glossinidae
Product: probable serine/threonine-protein kinase tsuA
Exons: 6
Source: RefSeq, a predicted model, not a curated record
AAAAAGCUUUUAGAUAAGCGAAAUACUCGAUAUAUAAAAUCCCGACCUGGUCAAUUUUUAAAAGUGUUGUUUUCUUGUCGUAGUGCUUCAUCUGCUAGUUUAGUAAAACAAUGGGAAAAUGUGGGCAUUGUUAAGGGUGUACCUCAAAGUAGCAAUCUUAGGAACAACGAACUACAUGUGCAGCAACAUUACAGCAGCCAACAAUCGCAGCCAUCGCCGUCGCUACAUAUUCCUUUAGUUCCACGCCAUGAAAAAUCUCGUCCAAAUCCUAUUGAAUUGCGCUUAAGUGGUGCUGAUGGUGACAACAAUGAUUUUCUUGCAAAUGGUGCUUAUCAAGAAACGAAUAGUAUUACCAAUAACAACAACAACAACAACAUUUAUCAACAUUUAGGUGCUCAUAACAGUAAAUCAGUUAAUGAAAUCAAUUUGGCAGAAGUGCGAAAUGCGUUAGAUCGAGGUACCAUGGCAGUCCCCUUAUCAGAAGAGCAUAAUUUGGGAGGAAGCGCUGAAAUAAUGUUUCCCCCAACAGCUGCAAUUUCCAAUGAAAAUCUUCUAGAUAUAUUCAAUGGCAAUUCAAGCCAAUUAUAUAAAUUUAAUAAUUCACCCGACGAUUUAUAUAAACAGGCUACCACAAUAUCGGCUAAUGGCGCGCUGGUUCCACCGCCUUAUCGUGAUCCUCCACCGCCGCGCAACAGCCCUUUGCAACUUAAUCAACAGUCACAAACACAAAAUUUAACAGCACAUUUAACUAACGUAAACACCAAUAGCACCGAAAGUAAUUUAUCUCCGUCUAUGGGCGUUAUGACGACUAAGGAUGUGCAAACCUCUUCUAGUGAAGGAGAUUAUGAUAUAGUAGAUUAUUCCCGUUUAAGCGAUUUAGUUAUACCCUCGAACAUGGAUGAAAGUGAAAGUAUUUUCCAGGCCACGCAAUAUAAUGAUUUAUUACAAUUGAUAAAAUGCCAACGCGAGAAACUCAAUGCUCAACAAACGGAAUUGAAUAAAUACGACGCCGAAAUACUCUAUUUGGAAACUAAAGAUCACGACCAAACGCAAGAAUUGGAGGCUAUAUCUAGAGAAAUUACCUUAGUCGAUCAGUUAUUCAGACAGGGUAGCGAGCAGCUUCAAACUCUGCAAUACGUUGAAGAGGAAAAUGAAUUAGUCAAGCAACAAGAAAAGACAUUGAAAUCGGAAAUUGCUCUCUUGCGCUCCAAAUUAGCUAAUUGUGAAACAGAAUUGUUACAGUGCAAAAAUAAAAUACGCCUUUUAAUGGAUGACAUCGAAAUUGAACAACGAUCAAAUUGCAAACAAAAUAAACGGCAAAUGGUUGAACGCGAUUUACUUAUGGAAAUGGAGCGUAUUCAAAGUGAAAUCGAUCAGGCCAUUCAUAAUACCGAUACAUCGAAUAAUACCGCUGAAAAUUUGAAAAAGGAAAUUGCACUAAUUGAAAACGCUAUAGCCGAAAAAAAGAGACAAGUAAGGACUACGUUAAAAAAGUUCUCUUAA